Stegodyphus dumicola is the source of this 4181-nucleotide messenger RNA. RefSeq lists its product as uncharacterized. Lineage: Eukaryota; Metazoa; Arthropoda; Arachnida; Araneae; Eresidae. Gene Ontology annotation, biological process: phosphorylation. Gene Ontology annotation, molecular function: ATP binding; kinase activity. The record is from RefSeq and is a predicted model, not a curated record.
UUCGUCGUGUCAUGAAGUAUUUCUGUGAAGCUUAAUUUGUUAUUUUAAAAGGAAUUAAGGUUAAUCAUGUUUGAUUUCAUUUCAUUCAGCAGCUACUGUUUAGUAGGUGUUUCAACACUGCUUAUUUAUUUUUUGUGGUUCAUCAAAGAUAAAGGGUAUUUGUACUGGAAAAGAUAUUGGAUUUCUUUGAUUUCUAUACAUUUCUCCAAAGCAAAAUUACAAAGAAGAUUGUCAGAAUACAAAAAUUUAAAAAGAAAUAAAUUAUCGCCUGUUGAAAUUGGCUUUAUUCCCUCUGCUUUUGAAUAUGAAAUUGAAAAUCCUUGCCAGAAGAAAAUGAAACAUUGUGAUGGAGUGCACUUUAUUGGAACUGAUUCUGAAGGAAAUAUAAUCGAUGUCUGCAUCAACAAAAUACAAGAGAAUAUGGCUACAGUUUGGGUUUUUCUUAGACUUUCCAAUGGAGAACUGUACAAACUAUCUUACAACUGUGAUACUAGAAAACCUUACAUAGAUAAUGAAUAUUUAUUUCAUUCAUCUGGCUUGCAAAUAAGAUGCCUAACACCUUUGAGAAAAUGGCGUAUUUCUUUCAAUGGCUUACUCCAAAAACUUCAGAAGCAAGAGAGUGAAAAAGAAGAGGAACUGGAACUCACACAUGUCAGGUUUUCUUUCGUAUGGCUAGCAAUGUCUGUUGUUGAAGAUCUGAAUAUUGAUUUCAAUGCUAAAGAUUUAGCUGAAUCGAUUGCUAAUGCAUCUCAUGACAUCACUGCAGAAGAUAUCUCAUGCUUUACAUCAAUGCAGAACAGAUAUGAGCAAUGGGGGCAACUAAUGGGAACACUAAAUAUCAAAGGAAAGGACGAAAAAGAACUCUACUUAUGGUCAAUUAGAACUCGUAUCUUAGAUAUUCCUUUAUGGCAUAAAGAUACCAGCGUCGCGAAAUGUUACAUUUAUUUUAAGGAUGGUUUUCCACUAAAAAUAGAAACUCUUUCUGUCGAAGAUUUUAUAUCAAAUUAUACAUCUGGGUACAGCAUCGACGGUUUCAACAAAAGAUGCCAUAUCUCUAACUGUAAUAUCAGUUUAAAUCGCCUGAAAAGAAAGGAAUCAAAUCUAGAGUUUUCAUUUCAAUUGAAAGGAGGAGAAGAGAGAAAAUGUGCCAUUCAAUUUACCGGUAAAGGAGCAGAGUUUUACAUUGGUCCUGAUUUAGAGAAUUCCUUAUUGAUUAUCCCGUUCAAUGCCACUAUGAAUAAUUGCGAAGAAGGCUUUGGCAUUCUUCAUUUAAGUGCCAAACGGAAGGAUAGUUUGGUAUAUCCCCUUCAGUAUCCACCUAUUAUCCUAAAAGACAGAGGGCUUAGCAGUAGUAGUGAAAAAUUUAUUCUGUCUCUAACUGAUGAAGAGUGCAAAAGUUCCCGAAUUGCCGGAGGAAAAGGCUGUUCAUUGGCUUUAAUGAAAGAACUUUCAAAAAAGGAACCUGUGUUUGUUGUACCAAAAGGAUUUGUAAUUACUACAGCUGCAUUUGAGAACCAUAUUAAGACGCACAAUAUACUGAGUUACGCCAUUCAGCAUCUGUAUGAUGUAUCUUGCGAAAAAACAAGCGAAGACUUAAAAGAUGCAUGUGAAAAAUGCGUUGAAGAAUUUAAUCCACUAAAACUAUCAGACAACUUAAAAGAAGAACUUGAAAACAUUUUGUUGGGAGCUUUUGGGUCUUUGGAUGAUAGAAGAUUUUCUGUUAGGUCCUCAGCUUGUGGAGAAGACAGUGAAGACCUAUCUGCUGCGGGACAAAUGUUAACUGUUCUUGGUAUCAGAGGAAUAAAUAACAUUGCAGACGCUAUCAUUAAGUGUUGGUCCUCCAAAUUUUCAUAUGAAGCGGUACAAUAUGCAAGACAGAACGGUCAAUCUAUCAGAGAACCUAUGGCUCUUGUCAUCCAGGAAAUGGUCCCUGCAGAUUUCUCUGGAGUCCUAUUCACAGUGAAUCCAGUUACCGGAGAUCCAUCCCAUCCUUAUAUUACAGCAAAUUAUGGAUUAGGAGAAACAGUAGUAUCAUCAUUAGCUGAACCAGAUACUAUUAUCCUUCAAAGAAAAGCAAACAAUACAGUAUCUAUAUUUGAAAAAAUUAUUGGCUCUAAACAAACUCAAGUGUUCAUGAAAGUUGGUGAUGGAGUUGAACAGAAGAAUCUUACUAAUCAAUCUGAAGUUGCGUGUUUAAGCGAUGAAUGGGCUGAGGAGAUAGGUAAUGUUGGACUUCUGGUGGAGAGAUGUUUCUGUGGUCCCCGAGAUAUAGAAUGGGCUGUUCACAAGAAUAACUUAUUUUUACUUCAGGCUCGGCCAAUAACAACUUUGCAUACAGAAACAGAUUUUGAGCUGAUACAUGAUCAAGAUACUCCAAUAAAAUCAGUUCACGAAUACUGGACUAGGGCAAAUACAGGAGAAGUAUUCUUGGGAGCGUCUUCUCCACUCGCCCUUUCUCUUGUGGUUAGUGGAAUGGAUAUUUACGCACAUCGAGAUCACAUCCUAAGGAAUAAAGGAGAAUUUUGCCCCUAUUUUCUUCACAUUUUACCAGUAACACAUAAACAAGUGACAUUGAAUCUAGUUGAUACCCUGUUUGCUUCAAAUGAAAAGGAAAUAUCAACAAAUCAAAGGGCAUUUGAAGUUGGUCUCUUUGGCCGCAUAAUAGGAAAUGAAGUUAUGCACAAAGUUGGAGUUAAGAAAUAUGGAUAUAAAUCCAUGAAACGAAAAUUUUUAGAACCUAUUUUCAUUUUUUGGAUUUCAAUGAAAAUUUCAAAAAUAAUAAGAGAUGUGGAUCAAAAAUUGAAUUCAGAAUUUCCAUUGUUAACAUUAAAUACAGCUGCAGAUGUACUUAAUGAAAUACUCAAUCGUGUGAACUUUUAUGCUGAGGUAUUCGGGGUACAUCGGUUAACUUCAUUUUUAUCCCCUUUCUACAAUUUAAUUUUGAUGCGCAUUUUAUCAAAAGGAACUUCUGAAUGGGGCUCCGAACUCUAUGCUGAGUUUGCUAAUCUUCUGUCAUCUUGCUCGGAAGUCGAAAGUGCUGACGUUCCUAGGAGCCUUCAGGAAUUAGCAACAGCAAUUGCGAAAGAGCAUGGAAUGACAUUUUCAGCCCUACCAGUCAAUACUGCUUAUAAUGUACUGAAGAAUGAUAAAGGACCAGCAGGCAAAUUAUUCAAAGCCUUUUUAUCCAAACAUGGCCACAGAUGUGUGAAAGAGUUUGAUUUAUAUUCUGAAUCCUGGGGCAUGAAUCCCGAAAGUUUGAUACCUACACUUCAGAAUUUGGUAAAUUCUCCAAAUAUUUUAAACAUUCAAGAGAAGAAAGAAAUUUCUGUUCAUGAUGCUAUUGCUAAACUCAAAUUACCGCUCUCAAAUACACAUAAGUUAAUUUUGAAGUGGGUGUUACCGCUAUCUAGAAAAGCUGUUGGCGAUAGAGAAAAGUCUAAAUCAAUGGUUAUUAAAACAGUUGAUUGGAUGAGGAAGUCUUGUCAUCAACUAGGGAGACUGAUGGUUCAAGAAGGUUUGCUUCCAGAUAGCCAGCUGAUAUUUUUUCUUACAUCAGAAGAGAUUAGAGACUUAAUAAUUUCAAGGAAACCGGGAUUAGUUACAAAGGCAAUCAGAAGAAAACGUCUUCAUCCAAAACUAGAUGCCCUACAGUUCCCAGAAAUUAUUGAAGGCAUACCUAAACCAAUUGAACAAGAACAGGAAAGUCUUUCAAAGUAUUCAGAGUCCUUUACAUUAACAGGAACACCAGUGUGCCAAGGGAGAGUGAAAGCAAAAGCUAGAGUUGUUCUCUCUUUGAAGGAAGCUUCUACAAUACAGAAUGGUGAUAUACUUAUCACAAAUGCAACUGACAUUGGUUGGAGCCCAUAUUUUCCUCUUCUUUCGGGAGUUGUGACUGUUCUAGGAGGUCUUAUAUCACACGGUGCUGUUGUAGCAAGAGAAUAUGGUCUUCCAUGUGUUGUAGGAGUACAGAAAGCCACAACUGCUUUCAAAUCAGGAGAUACUGUAAUACUCGAUGGAACAAGUGGAACUGUUACCAAAGUGAUAGAAUGUUAAUCCAACGGAAACUGCAUAUAUCCUGCAAGGGCAGCCAGUUUAAUGACUGUGAUAAAAUAAUUUAUUUUACAUUUUACGUGGUUAAUAUACUCUAAAUUUCAGAAUUUUUAAUAAAAUUUGUAUAUUUA